Messenger RNA from Ceratina calcarata, 1333 nucleotides. It is a transcript of the gene dbe, whose product is annotated as KRR1 small subunit processome component homolog dbe. NCBI's taxonomy places the organism in Eukaryota, Metazoa, Arthropoda, Insecta, Hymenoptera, Apidae. The record is from RefSeq and is a predicted model, not a curated record. The transcript has a single exon. The coding region runs from base 257 to 1279 and encodes 340 amino acids. Gene Ontology annotation, cellular component: small-subunit processome; nucleolus. Gene Ontology annotation, molecular function: RNA binding.
CAGAUUUUCUGUUCGUUCAGUAGAUGCCGCCGCUUUGUGGAGGUCAGAUUGUCAACAGUAUAACCUCAGUCCUCCUUUCGAGUCACGUGUAAUAAUUUCGUUGACAAACGAAAUAACAUUAGUUAAAAACUUGAUAAGUGACAAUCCUAAUAAUUAAAAAUCAUUCUCGCGUGAAGUGAAAUAGAAUUGCUUCACUAAUGUACGUGAAUUACUAUAUUUAAAGUAAUGAGAUAAACAAACACAACAUUGUUAAAAAAUGAGUGAUUCGGAGCAAGAGAACGGACCUAAAAAGACAGGGCCAGUGGACAACGCUUGGUCGUUAAAGAUUCCCGAAUUUAAACCAGAACACAAUCCCAAUCGUCUUCUGGAAGAAAGUUCAUUCGCGACGUUGUUCCCCAAAUACAGGGAACAUUACCUAAACGAACAUUGGCCCUUGGUGCAGAAAGCCUUGGAGGAGCAUGCGAUUAAAGCUGAAUUGGACCUGGUCGAAGGCAGCAUGACCGUGAAAACUACAAGAAAAACGUGGGACCCAUACAUUAUAAUCAAAGCUCGGGAUAUGAUCAAGCUUUUGUGUAGAUCCGUUCCAUUUGAGCAAGCAGUUCGAGUCCUCCAGGACGACAUUGGUGCGGAUAUUAUAAAGAUAUCUUCGUUCGUAGGCAAUCGGGAGAAGUUCGUGAAAAGAAGACAGAGACUGAUCGGUCCGAAAGGAUGCACGUUGAAGUCCAUAGAAUUACUGACAAACUGUUACGUUCUUGUACAAGGACAGACAGUGUCCGCGUUGGGUCCUUACAAGGGUCUUCAGCAAGUAAGGCGCAUCGUGGAAGAUACUAUGAAGAACAUUCAUCCGAUUUAUAACAUUAAGGCAUUGAUGAUCAAAAGGGAAUUAGCGAAAGAUCCGAAAUUGAAGAACGAGAAUUGGGAGAGGUUCCUUCCUAAGUUCAACAGUAAGAACAUCAGCAAAAGGAAGCAGCCUAAGAAUAAGAAAGAGAAGAAGCCGUAUACUCCGUUCCCGCCGCCGCAACAGGAAAGCAAGAUUGAUAAGAUGAUAGCUUCGGGUGAGUAUUUCUUGAAGGAGGAGCAGAGGAGAGCCAAGAAGAAGAAGGAACAGGAGGCCAGGCACCAGGAGGCUGAGAAGAAGAGGCAAGAACGCAGAGCACAGGCGUUCGUCCCUCCCGAAGAGAAGCCAGAGGAGAAGAAGGGGCAGAGGAAUGAUAUAAACUUAGAGGAGUUUAAGAUGAAAGUGAAGAAAGGACUGAAGAAACGUGGUGCAAAAUCAUAGUACUUGCACGCAAGGUAUUUGUUAAUAAAUCUCGAUUCGCUGACUUCUGAAUUA